Lasiodiplodia theobromae is the source of this 525-nucleotide messenger RNA. RefSeq names its product 1-phosphatidylinositol 3-phosphate 5-kinase isoform X3. The transcript has a single exon. Lineage: Eukaryota; Fungi; Ascomycota; Dothideomycetes; Botryosphaeriales; Botryosphaeriaceae. The coding region runs from base 1 to 525 and encodes 174 amino acids. The record is from RefSeq and is a predicted model, not a curated record.
AUGGAUUCAAGCGAGCCCACCGACACCGGAUUUGUCGAUCAGCUUGGGCAACAGCAGGAAUUCAACCCGGCCUCCUCCGAAGAAGCCAGCAUCAGCCUCAGCGAUGAGUUUCAGCAACUCCUUAAUGGCCCGGUCUCGGCCUUGCCGCUCUUCCCCGAUCCUUUUGGCUGGGACUACUCCAAUGCGGACAUCCUGUCUCAGCUCUCCGCCGAGGACCAGGUCAUGCUGGACGGCAACUUCGGUAUCGAAUUCAUGACCGAAGACUUCUCUUGGACUACUCAGAGCCAUUUCAUCACGUGGGAAGUUGUGUCGCAGCAGGCUGAGGUUCAGCCGGGUGCCAACACACCCUGGCCUAGCGCGCCCUCUGGAGCGCACCAAUCGGAUCCCCACUACGCCCAACAAGAUAUCCUUGAGAUGCCACUGAUAGGGGAUAUGCCGUUCUACGGCUUGAAUGUGGAAAUUUCAGCGAAUCAGCCCGUCGAAGAAGACAAAGGAGCCGCAUACAUCCCAGCCAGCGCCGGGUAA